CUUUAGCCCGGAGGUAGAUAAAGAUGGGGGAGGCAGAUGUGACACUGAGUCAAAGCGAGGAGAAGCCUCCGGACUCCGGCCUGGUUCCCGGGGAGGACUCGGUGGUCUGGAGCCACGAGGUGGAGGUGUGUUUGUUCCACGCGAUGAUUGGACACAAACCGGUCGGAGUGAACCGUCACUUUCACAUGAUCUGCAUCAGAGACAAGUUCAGUCAGAACAUCGGCCGGCAGGUCUCCUCCUCCGUCAUCUGGGACCACCUGGGAACCAUGUACGACAUGCAGGCUCUGCACGAGUCGGAGAUCCUGCCCUUUCCCAAUGCAGAGAAGAGCUUCUCGCUGCCUGAUGACAUCAUCCAGGAAGUGAAAGGAGGGAAGCUGGGCUCGGAGGAGGAGACCAAGGAGGAGGUGAGAAUGGAGCGAGAACCUCCUGCUACUCAUGAAGAAGGAAGCAACUCGUCAGUGAAGACGUCGGAGCGAGCGAGCGGCAGCCGGGAGAAGGAGAAGGUGGGCAGUGAGGGCGGAGCCUCGGRAGGAGGAGGGGGAGGAGCCUCCAAGGAGGCGGAGAAGAGGAAGAGGAGCCGAGCGGCGGAGAAGCUGCUGUCCUCCUCCAACCCAGCGAGUCCAGGAGGCGCCAAGAGGAGGCGCACCUGAGAGCCGGGCUCUGAUUGGCCGCCUUCCACCCGUCACUCAUCACGUGACCGCAGCGGGACGAUCAGAACCCGGGUUUCCCUCCUGAGCUGCACGAACAUUUGUGUUGAGCCCACGGUUCCUGGACGGGUUCUGUUGGGUCGAGACGAGCAGCUGAAGGGUUGGUGUCGGUCUGAGACACGAAGACGAAAUGUUUUAAUUUAUUCAUGUUGAAACUGUUUGAGUCAUUAAAGAGGAGCAGAGACAA
Messenger RNA from Austrofundulus limnaeus, 894 nucleotides. It is a transcript of the gene mrgbp, whose product is annotated as MRG/MORF4L binding protein. The transcript has 5 exons. Gene Ontology annotation, cellular component: nucleus; NuA4 histone acetyltransferase complex. The record is from RefSeq and is a predicted model, not a curated record. Gene Ontology annotation, biological process: regulation of transcription by RNA polymerase II. Lineage: Eukaryota; Metazoa; Chordata; Actinopteri; Cyprinodontiformes; Rivulidae. The coding region runs from base 24 to 650 and encodes 208 amino acids.